AUGGAACCCUCAACAAACUCAUCUCUCUACGUUGCAACUGCUUCUUUUUCUGCUCGUAGAGGCCCAAGAGCGGAUACUGUUGCCGCUGUAAGUAAUGUCACCAAAACUGGUAAUGACCCUGAACAAUGUGCCUUAAUUCGUCAGUAUUAUCAAGACUGCAUUACUGAAAAGGGCCUUCACGGCUGGGAUUUCACAACCACUGUGAUGAAGGGGAUUAAUCUCCCUAUUUUUCAGUACAUCCUUGAGCGGUUUAGACUGAAGGAGGCAGAAGCCUUUAAUCCUGCUCGUCCUCUUCACAAGAUGACCUUGACGAAAACAAAACUUGUCAAGACGAGAAUCAGAAGAAACUUCGAGGGGUUGAAGUUUGCGGACCGCAAGAGACGCACUCACAGUGUAGAAGAACUUGGAGAGCUUGCACGUAAGAAGAAUCAAGCUGCAAGACUGACUGCCAAAUUCAAAAGAAGAAAGGACAACUUUUUGAAGUAUGAGGCAGACAUUGUUCAAAAGUUUCAUCCCAAAGAAAGUCAAGCCCUUUCUUACACCAGCCUUCGUCCCAGUUGGAGAUCCGAUCAGCUGAACGAAAUGUUUGAUGAGUUGGAUUCUCCUUCUGGGCAGAGAAAUGUUGGAAGACCAUUACCUCGUAGAAUCAGACAGGUACCAUCAUUGUCUGUUCCUUUUGAACAAAUUGGCCGCUUGCCAAGUUGGGGCGUCCGAGAUGGCAUUUGA
Mucor mucedo is the source of this 726-nucleotide messenger RNA. RefSeq lists its product as uncharacterized. The record is from RefSeq and is a predicted model, not a curated record. The transcript is spliced from 6 exons. Bases 1 to 726 code for a protein of 241 amino acids. Lineage: Eukaryota; Fungi; Mucoromycota; Mucoromycetes; Mucorales; Mucoraceae.